This is a messenger RNA of Diaporthe amygdali, 2052 nucleotides long. RefSeq lists its product as uncharacterized. The record is from RefSeq and is a predicted model, not a curated record. The coding region runs from base 1 to 2052 and encodes 683 amino acids. Lineage: Eukaryota; Fungi; Ascomycota; Sordariomycetes; Diaporthales; Diaporthaceae. The transcript is spliced from 4 exons.
AUGACGAUAACAUUUCGUGCUGUGGCCCAUGAGGGUACAUUGUUGUUUGACCCGAAUGGCGUUGCGACUCGAAAGCCUUAUCGCUAUGGACUGUGGUCACAAAAGGCGUUUCGUCCCGAGUCCGUGGUACGCAAGCCACCGGGCGCGGGCGUGAAGUGCUCUAGUGCCGCGUUAUGUCCGGCGUUGGAUCGACGCCACUCUGAUCCACUCAAUAGGGCGAUAUCAAACAGCAGGGGCGUUUCCGAUGACGAAUAUGUCGAGAGCGGCGUCAAGCGGGCCGACUCUGCUCAGCACCAUGGCAGGAAGAGCGCUGACUCUCGAGCGACGCCGGCAGACGAUGGCGCGACUGCACGACGCGACGAGCAGGAGGGACAGGGCCACGCGUUCAUCAGGACACUGAAGCAACGCAUCCCCAAUGGCAUUCAACGCAGGUCCAGUGCAGCUGUGAAAUGGCUCAGAGGGCCCGAACCAACACGCGCCUGGAAAAUUCGGCCACUACUCCCUCGCGUGCAGCAUUUACCUCUCCGCCUGGUGGACAAGCUUCUCCCACGGCAGUGGCACCGUAUAAUUGCACUCCUUGUCUUCUACGUCUGUUGGAUCGCGACGUUUGGCGCAGUCUUGCACAAGUCGUCGGCCGUGGAUGACGUUGAUGGCCAAGGGGCACCAUUCUUGAUUAGUUGCGGCGCUUCGUUCUGCUGUAGCAGCGAACAAGUGCUCAACCCUCGCUACGUCGGCUCGCAGGAAGUCAUAUAUCAGACCUUGGUGGUCGGUGGGCCGACUUCGAACGCUAAUGCCGGGUUUGAUGACGCAUCUGGUUUUGUUUACAGGGCAGAUUCCUUCAUAUGCUCUGCUGCCAUUCAUGCCGGGAUCGUCUCUGACUCCCAGGGUGGCUGUGGUGUGGUGUCUCUCAUCGGUCAACAGAGUCACUAUCCGGCCGUGACUCGCAGCGGUAUUGCCAGUGUAGGAUUCGACUCAACGUUUCCAUCAUCCUUCACCUUCGCGAAAGGGAGUGGCGUGGCUUGCAAGGACCUCAGAUGGCAGCUACUCGCUGUUUCUGUUGUAUACACGGCGGUCUUGUCUUUGUUCACCAAAUCACCUUCGAUAUUUUUCUACUCGGUCUUGAUUGGGUGUUAUCUUCAGUCGGCUCUUGCCACGUCUACCCCCACGUACACCGACGUAUAUACCCUGGUCUCGACAGCUCUUGGUGAUCUCCUGCCUGCAUUAUUUAUCGCGCAGGUCAUGUUCACGCUCUACAUACGGCGGACUUUACUUGGCCUUACAGCCCAAUUUGAAAAGACCAUAUUGUGGCUGGGUCCUUGCUGGGUCGCGGCGCUCGCCGAUUACACAUUUGAGCUCAUUCCCUUGUCAAGGCUCACGGACCAUGACAUCAACCAGCAACCAGGCGCAAUUGCUUCCUUGGUUGUCAUUGUACUGGUCAUAUUCGUCGUGUUCCUCGGCCAGGCUUGGGCGUUUAGGAGGGAGGGUCGUCUUAUCCGCUACCUGGGUCUGUACGUCUGCCUCGGGGUGUGCAUUGGCCUGCUGGCUGCAAUACCCAACGAAUCACUCCGCAUACACCACUACAUUCUCGGUCUUCUCCUAAUUCCGGGCACAUCAAUACAAACUCGACCAAGUCUCGUGUACCAGGGAAUCCUCGUUGGCCUCUUCGUCAACGGCGUGGCCAAGUGGGGAUUUGACUCAAUCCUGCAGACCGCUGCAGCGCUUCAAGGUGAUGCCAUACUUGGAACUGUUCUGCCUUCCAUCACUGCUUCAAAUGUAACACAGUCCAACAUCACAUUCAGCUGGCCUGAAGUCCCUGAUGGCUACACUGGGACAAGUGUUCUGGUCAACGAUGUGGAGCGUUUUCGCUCCACGCAAGGGGAGCAGUCUUUUGUGUGGCAAAGGUCGAGUGGAGAUGAAUCAUUGCCAGAGUACUUCAGGUUCGCAUAUUAUGCCUUGUCUGCAGCUUACGGCUUGGAGAGUGGUGACUACACGAAAGCUGGGACCUGGUAUGCGAAUGGGACCUGGGAGCAGAUGGAGGCCGGAGCGAGCUAA